This is a messenger RNA of Aspergillus puulaauensis, 450 nucleotides long. RefSeq lists its product as uncharacterized. The transcript has a single exon. The coding region runs from base 1 to 450 and encodes 149 amino acids. The record is from RefSeq and is a predicted model, not a curated record. NCBI's taxonomy places the organism in Eukaryota, Fungi, Ascomycota, Eurotiomycetes, Eurotiales, Aspergillaceae.
AUGUUUGCUGAGGAUGAGCGAGAACGUCUGGGCCUGAUACACCACUAUACUCUUCACACUACUAAAAGCAUUUCAGAUCUCACUGAAGCAGAAGCUUUUCCUUUCUGGGGUAAAUGGGCCGUCGAGCUGGUGUUUACCAAUGACUUUCUGCACGGAAUUAUCAAUGUCAGCGCCUUGCAUCCUGCCCUAAUUGGCUUCUCGCCCCAGAAAAACACCAUCCUAGCCACCCAUCACCAUGACAUAGGCGUCGGCCUGUUCCGGCCCCAUCCAGCUCAUCUCACAAUGCAAAGCCAGGACCCGGCAUUCGCAUUCACAUGCAUCAUCGUAUAUGCGCUUGGUAUCCAGCAGUUAUCAGAGUCAAUCCGCGGCCCUAUUUCCAAAAUCUUGAAGCUGCUCUUGACUGGAAUGGCUAUAUUUCAUGGGCUGAUACAGAGAGAGCCAGCCAAAUAG